Molecule: messenger RNA, 2566 nt
Organism: Cynocephalus volans (Philippine flying lemur)
Lineage: Eukaryota; Metazoa; Chordata; Mammalia; Dermoptera; Cynocephalidae
Gene: FAM199X
Product: family with sequence similarity 199, X-linked
Exons: 6
Coding region: 271-1437 (388 amino acids)
Source: RefSeq, a predicted model, not a curated record
GGGCUGGGCAGCUGUGGCGCCGACGCAGGCGGCUGCAGAGGCCACUGAGGUGCUGGCUAGGUGGCCGGCGGGUCGCUGUGGCCUUGAGCAGGCUUUGAGCGGCCCCGGACUCCCAGGGCAGCGGCCGGCCGCGGCAACCAGCCUGACAGUGAGCUCAGAGGGGCACACCCCCGAGGGGCGGCCACAGCGGACAGUUUAUAGUGGGGGUAGGGGCGAACGCGAGAGCAGCCCAGGACCAGAGAGGGAGACCUAGCCAGGCCGUCUCCAACCAUGUCCGACGAGGCGUCAGCCACCACUUCGUACGAGAAGUUUCUAACCCCUGAGGAACCGUUCCCGCUCUUAGGACCUCCUCGCGGGGUGGGCACCUGCCCAAGCGAGGAGCCGGGCUGCCUGGACAUCAGCGACUUCGGCUGCCAGCUGUCCUCCUGCCAUCGCACCGACCCGCUCCACCGCUUCCACACCAACAGGUGGAACCUAACUUCUUGUGGAACAAGUGUUGCCAGCUCAGAAUGCAGUGAGGAACUGUUUUCAUCAGUUUCUGUUGGAGAUCAAGAUGAUUGCUAUUCCCUGUUGGAUGAUCAAGACUUCACUUCUUUUGAUUUAUUCCCUGAGGGGAGUGUCUGCAGUGAUGUCUCUUCUUCUAUUAGCACUUACUGGGAUUGGUCAGAUAGCGAGUUUGAAUGGCAGUUACCAGGUAGUGACAUUGCCAGUGGGAGUGAUGUUUUUUCUGACGUCAUACCCAGUAUUCCAAGUUCACCUUGCCUGCUUCCUAAAAAGAAAAACAAGCACCGGAAUUUAGAUGAACUUCCUUGGAGUGCAAUGACAAAUGAUGAGCAGGUGGAAUAUAUUGAGUAUCUGAGUCGUAAAGUCAGUACUGAGAUGGGUCUUCGGGAGCAACUUGAUAUUAUUAAAAUCAUUGAUCCUUCUGCUCAAAUCUCCCCUACAGACAGUGAGUUUAUUAUUGAACUUAACUGUCUCACAGAUGAAAAACUAAAACAGGUCAGAAACUAUAUCAAGGAGCAUAGCCUUCGCCAAAGGCCUGCGAGAGAGGCCUGGAAGAGAAGCAACUUUAGUUGUGCAAGCACCAGUGGAGUGAGCGGUGCCAGUGCCAGCGCCAGCAGCAGCAGUGCCAGCAUGGUCAGUUCUGCAAGCAGCAGUGGGUCCAGUGUUGGAAACUCUGCUUCAAACUCCAGUGCCAACAUGAGUCGAGCACACAGUGACAGCAACCUGUCUGCAAGUGCAGCAGAGCGGAUUCGGGAUUCAAAAAAACGAUCCAAGCAGCGGAAGUUACAGCAGAAGGCCUUCCGCAAGAGGCAGCUGAAAGAGCAGAGGCAGGCCCGGAAGGAGAGGCUCAGCGGGCUCUUCCUUAAUGAAGAGGUGCUGUCCUUGAAAGUGACUGAGGAAGACCAUGAAGCAGAUGUUGAUGUUUUGAUGUAAUAAGGGUGAAUUUAUCAGUUUUCUUUCUGAGCAUUAAAGCAUUCUAUCCUUAUUGGUUUACAUACAUCUUGACCAAAAUUUUGGUUAGGGCUGUGCUGAUAUACCAUUAAUAAUUUAGGCCAAUGGUUCUCAGGGGGUGGUCCCUGGACCUGCAGCUUCAGCAUCACCUGAGAAGUUGUUAGGAGUGCAUACUACUGGGCCCUAACCCAGACCUAGUGAGUCAGAAACCAUGGGGGGAAGGGCCCACCAUUGUGUUUUAACAGGUUGUUCUUUUGCACACUCUAGUUUAAGAACCACUGGAUUAGGUAAAAUUUUGAUUAUUUUAACUUUAUGGUGGUUAAGUGGGCUUUUUCAAAGACUGGUACUUUUACAGUUUUGAAGAUUUCAAGGUACUGCUAACAAGUAGUUAUUAUGUUAGUAUAUGUAUAUGUGUAGAGGUCAUAAUUCAGUUCCCUUCUUAAUGUUAUGAUUUCUUAGUUUACCUUUUCUAAAGGGCCGUAGCAUAAUUCUCAAUUCCUGAUGGAAAUCUUAUUUUGAGGUGUGGGGGUGGGCAGGGUGUAGAUUGCUGUUUACAAUAGUGCCUUCAUUAGGUUUAGUUCUUUUUUCAUUCAUUAUUAAUUCAAAGGUGUAAGGACAGGCCUUCAUUUUUUUCCUUUUAGAUUUGUUUUUGUUUUUCACUUUAUGUAAAUUCAGAAUUCUUUCUGUAAGUGAUGGGUAUGGAGUAAAUAAUGUUGCUAGUAGCUGAAUUUUAGACAGGAUGCUAUGUUGAUUAAUAUUCAAAUGGAGAAAUCAAUUAAGCAAAACAACCAAUUAUUUUCCAUUGCUUUCUGAAAUUUUAGGCUGUAAAAUUGUCUCAAAGGCAGAAAAUCAAUCUCUCUCUCAAGUUCUUUCUUAGGCUAUUUUUUUUCCAGCACAGCUCUAAUUUUUUAAUAUUUGGUAUAAUAGCUUCUGGCAUGUGAACAGGUUAAUGUUCAAAAAUAAUUAAUGAACAUUAUAGUUCUGCUAAAUUUCUCUGUAAAAUGCUAGAAAUAUACAGAGCAGUGAGAUAUAGAAAACACCUUAGGUUGUUGAUUAUUAAUAGAACUCUAAUUUUAAAUAUGAAAUCAUGGAAUUUCUUUAAAUGUUUUCA